AUGGAGGAAAGACCAAUUGCUUUUAAUCUCUUACAUAAGGAUGAGUUGGAGUAUGAAGUAAUUAUUCGUGGAGAUAAACCUACUUAUAACGUUUCUGCUUUAAGGGCCCAGGUCCGUUCUUUAAAUAAAGAUAUACCUACCGAUGAAAUAGCUACCUGUGAUCUUGAUGUUAAUUCAGAGAUUGGUACCAUUAAAAAUAAACUUGAAUCUUUACAUACUUUGUGUUCUGAUGCUGCAUAUAAACCGCCUUCUAUAAGAGUAUUAAACCGUAUCCAAGCCUUAUCUCAUCAUUUAUAUCAUCGUUUGAGCCGCUUAUCUCCGGAUGGUGACCAGAUGCUUACCGUUAAGACUUUUGCUGAUCGCUUAAAUAAAAUGUUACUUAAGUGUGAUAAUAUUCUACAUAAUUUUAAAAGUAGUGCCGUCGCCACUACCCAACCUAACCCUACCGCGGACGAGCUGCCUAGAUUGGAUUCUUAUGAUAGAUAUUCUGCCAUACAUACUCUUAACUUAAAAUUUAACGGAAAGACUUGUGUUAAAGCUUUUAUUCAACGUUUGGAAGAACUGUGUCAAUAG
Messenger RNA from Arctia plantaginis, 573 nucleotides. The record is from the annotation of a GenBank genome assembly. NCBI's taxonomy places the organism in Eukaryota, Metazoa, Arthropoda, Insecta, Lepidoptera, Erebidae.